CAAUGACCCAGGCAACAUCUUAAAGCAGCAACAGAAGCGUCAGAAAGUGCCACCAAGAGGAAUUUAUCGUGCCCACCGAGGGACGAAUCUUACAGUGGAGUUUUUUUUUUUUCUCAUCAUCGCCGUGGCUGUACUAGGACGGAGACCCACUGUCAUGGCAGCUCCGCACACCCCGCCUCCGGGCUCCGCCUCCGCCUCCGGGCCGGGACUAUCCGCAACGUUCUCAACUCCGGGUCUGCCACCGGAUUAUCGCGAUGCGCUUGGGCUUGAUCUGCAUGGAUAUGUGGCUCCCAGUAUCGAAGAGGCUUAUCAUAUCCAUGCUUUGCACAAUGGCGCUGCUAUCGCGACGCCAGCAACCCCUGGCCAAUUUGGUAUACUCGCGCCGAUAGCAGUGUCGGUGCCUGUUAUGGAAACACCAGUCGAUGGAAUAUUCAGUGUGCAGAAUAAUGCUCACAGGCAGGAGGUUGGAAGAUCAAAUGGCCACUUGAGCAGUAAGAUUAUUGUUGAUCCCCCGGAUCUGGAGAUGUGGCGGAAUAAGCUGUUCAACGUGGACGAGACGAUAGUUCUUACACAUGAAGAGUUCGAGACAUAUUUUCCUCAUGUAGACAACGUCUACUCCCAUCGUUCGACACAGCGUUAUAAGCGCAAGCCGUUCAUCUCACACUACUGGGACUGUCGUAUGAAAGGCCGUCCUCCAGGAACACCCAAAUCCGAUGACCCCAAUAAGAAGAAACGAAAGCGAAAUGCGCGCCAGCGCGAUCUAUGUGAUGUCAAGAUAAAAAUUACAGAGCACUUCCCGGGGGCUCGACUGGGCCUUGAUAACACCAGUGGUCUUGACGUAAGUCUGGCAGGACAGCGAUUGUGGACAAUACAGAGAGUCAAUGGCAAUGGAGGUAAUGGAAAGGGAGACGGUGUGGCUGGGCCACAUAAGCAUACGCUUGAAAGGAGUGACGAGAUAAAGAAGAAUAGUGUGCAGAGGUAUUUGGCAAACCAAGGGGGUGUGAAAAAGGACAAGGAGAAGGUCCAGGUAAGCCAUAUCCAUGACGCCAAUUCUGAAGAAAAGGAGUUCCUAAUAUGGGGAAUUCUUGAAAAGGCUCCUCUGAAAGCCACAGGAGCUGCACUACUCACAGCUAGAAAACACGCGAAGGAGAAUGAAAUCAAGCUCUACGCGGCAUGUUUCUGUCCAUUCUCUCAACGUAUUUGGAUCGCUCUGGAGGCAAAAGGCAUGCCCUACCAGUACUGCGAAACAGAUGCCUUCCGUCACCCAACCCAACCCCUCCUUGCUGACCCUAAUGGCUGUGUGCCAACCAUAGCACAUAGCGACUGGUCAUGUUCGAAUAGUGCUGUCAUAUUAGAAUAUCUUGAAGAUCUCGGCCAAGGAACACCGAUGCUUCCGGUAGAUUCAAGAUUGAAAGCCAAUUGCCGUUUCUGGAUUGACCAUAUCAACCGUCAUAUCGUCCCGAACUUCUUCAAACUCCUCCAAUAUCAAGACCCGGCUCUUGGAGAUGAAGCAAGAGUUAGUUUACAGGGCAGUAUAGAUACUCUUGUCGAAGCUGCAGACAAAAAGGGCCCGUAUUUUCUUGGGCGAAGCAUGUCUCUGGUCGAUAUACAUCUAGCACCUUUUGCUCUUCGAUUCUAUAGGACUCCGAUCCCUGGGAAUAUACCGUCUUCCCCGCCUGGAUCACGCUGGGCGCGAUGGCUGGAUGCUAUCGAGGGAGAUAGGAGCGUGCGAGCCACAACCAGCAACCACGUGUUAUACAGUGAGACACUAGAUGCCUUGAUAAAACAACAUGGGCGCCAUCAAAUUCAAGAGGCUACACAUCGAUAGUGAGCCCCUAGCAAUGCCUGAAAUUCCCGGUACAUUGGAAAGAUUGGUAUGAAAUAUCGACCGGAGCAGUAGGAUGUACCUUUUCCAGGCGUAUUCCGGUUGCGGUUAAGGGGUAUCUAUUUCAUUAUGAAUAUUUAUAUGGAAAGCAUAGCGCCUGGCGAGGGCGCAUAGCGCCGCAAAUAUGUGAUAAUUACAGUUCAAAUUGCCAUGAGGCCUCUAUAUAGUACCAUCUGGCACAGAGGGAUCGCUUCUCAUGGACCCUCUCUUCCUCCUCUUGAUAGCAUCCCACUUCUCCUCUAUCGUCACUAGCUCGCCCCCAAGUCGUGCUUUGACUCUUCCUUCACCAAGCUCCUCGAGCGUUUUGGACUCGAGGUAACUCUUACCAUCGUACUCGACGCGACGUUGGGAAUCAGGUAGGUAUGCCCAGGAGAAGAUGGCACCCACAGCAGCCACAGACCCAAAUAGGAGAAAGAUGAGUCCUUGCCUGUUUUCUGCUUGAUAUGACUGGUUUAUUCCGUACACCACCAGAACAGCAACGAGACUGCCUAGCUUCCCUGCAGCAG
Messenger RNA from Fusarium odoratissimum NRRL 54006, 2391 nucleotides. RefSeq lists its product as uncharacterized. The record is from RefSeq and is a predicted model, not a curated record. Bases 155 to 1828 code for a protein of 557 amino acids. The transcript is spliced from 6 exons. Lineage: Eukaryota; Fungi; Ascomycota; Sordariomycetes; Hypocreales; Nectriaceae. Gene Ontology annotation, cellular component: cytoplasm.